AUGGCUCAACCACAGCCAGAUCAAGCGCAGCCACCGCCGGCCACUCUCACCAAUCCUCGGUUCACACUCGAGCUCGAAUUCGUGUCCUCCCUCGCCAAUCCGUACUACCUUUCUCACCUUGCCGUGAACUAUCCAAGCCUGCUAGGGAUAUCCAAAUCUGGUAACGAGAGCGAAAUUAAUGACGACAACUCAGACCCGGACGCCGAGGCCUUCGCAGCCUACCUUGCUUAUCUAUACUCCUACUGGAAGACGCCCGAGUACUCCCAAUUCCUGACACAUCCUGGUGCAACACUGCGCGCGCUACGGCUUCUUCAAGAAGAAAACUUCCGUCGUGAUAUUAUUCGUCCGCAGGUGAUAGAAGGGUUGGCGGGAGUCGACUUCAGCGGCGAGCAGAAUGUGGUUGAAUCGGGAGAACAAGAUGCGGAGCAAAAUAAAGCGGAACCGGGAAACGCUGAAAAUCAAGAUAGCAAGUCUUGA
This is a messenger RNA of Aspergillus mulundensis, 477 nucleotides long. Its product is annotated as mediator of RNA polymerase II transcription subunit 31. Gene Ontology annotation, cellular component: core mediator complex; mediator complex. The transcript has a single exon. Gene Ontology annotation, molecular function: transcription coregulator activity. Bases 1 to 477 code for a protein of 158 amino acids. The record is from RefSeq and is a predicted model, not a curated record. Gene Ontology annotation, biological process: regulation of transcription by RNA polymerase II. NCBI's taxonomy places the organism in Eukaryota, Fungi, Ascomycota, Eurotiomycetes, Eurotiales, Aspergillaceae.